AUGAUGGGCGACAACAAUCCCCGUAUCACGUUCGGCCCCUCCAUGGCGUCCCAGACGUCGCCGGGUCUCACGCGGUCUCUGUCGUCGAGCGACCUCUCUCGUCGUCGCAAAAGCGACGUGCCUAGGCACCAGUCGCCGCAGCCGAAGCAACGCACGCCACACUACGCACUGCCGCUCAACCACGGCUCGUCCUGCUCUCAUCGCAACUCCCUCGGCGGCACGUCAGGGCCUCUCAACGACAGCGCCACCAGUUCUGUUUCCGCCUCUGGUCCGAUCAAGUCGCAGAAAGGGGCCUUUACGGGGCCUUACCGGAACGGGCCUGCGGAGGGGUCUGCAGGGGGAGCAGGCGCGAAGCGCAAGCCGCACGUGCGCAAGGACGCUCGCGCUGGCGCGGUGAACGGGGUGAAAUCUAUCUCCGCACUGAACGACGCUUCCAAGUUUACCGAAGAAGAGCUCGCCGCAUUCAGCGCCGCAGGUGCCGCUGCCGAGUCGCUUCUCGCGGAGGAGAACGGAAUAACUGUGGCGUCGGAAACGGAGGUAUCAGUUCCGACUGAAGAAGUGGUGAAGGAGGUGACGCUGGAAGCUUCGGAAACGGUGGUCGAUGCCUCGGCUGCUGCUGCGGCGGCUGGGGAGGGCCCAGAAGGAACAGCGCGGCUAGAGGCUGACUGCGACGCAGAACAGAGCAAGGCGACAGGAGGGGAUGGCGAGCAGCGUAGGAGAGAGAGCAAGGGAAGCAAGGGCCUGUUCUCCCGGUCGUUCCGAGCAUCCUUGCGCCUCCUACGGCGAGCACUCCCGAGCAACGGAUUGGCCAACGGUGCGGGAGGGAACGAGGGCGGGGAAUUGACUGGCGCGGAGGCAGGGAAGAAGACGGGCGAGCAGCGACGCCUGGAGCUGGAUGAUGUGAACGGGAACGAGGGUGGACGAGGGAAGAAGAACGGCGGCAGCGAGAGUGAGGUGAAAGGGUCCCAGGGUGCAUGGAUGGAAGUGUUGCGUGCUCCGAACAGCAGCAGUAACAGCAGCGCGGGCCAUGGAGGUGCUGGGUUGAGGAAAGACAAGGAGAAUGUGCAUCGGCUGGCGGUGUGA
Closterium sp. Yama58-4 is the source of this 1083-nucleotide messenger RNA. The record is from the annotation of a GenBank genome assembly. Lineage: Eukaryota; Viridiplantae; Streptophyta; Zygnematophyceae; Desmidiales; Closteriaceae.